Molecule: messenger RNA, 5550 nt
Organism: Symbiodinium pilosum
Lineage: Eukaryota; Dinophyceae; Suessiales; Symbiodiniaceae
Source: the annotation of a GenBank genome assembly
AUGCGUGUGUUGGAUCCUGACCGACACUUUGCAGAGCUUCGGCCGGAAAAAGCUGCGGAUCCCGGGAGCGCGGGCGAGGUUGAGCCGGAGGCCAUUGCCCAACAGCUGGCGGACAUGCGACCGCACGCGGUACUCCUUGAAAUGUCGGGCGAUGUUGAAGGAGAUCUAAAGGCGAGAUCGGACGCAGCGUGGGCGCGAGUUGCCGGGGAGUUGGCGGCGUCGAAAAACAGUUCGCGAAAGCGCCUGGAGCUGUCGGCAGGAACCGCGCCCAUGAACCAAUUCACGCCUCUGUAUUUCGGGGUUGCGUUUUGCUGGUGUUUCCAACAUUGCGUUGGCAUGCCAGAUGUCGUUUGGAAAGAGCAUGUACAACGCGACAGGCGUCCAGCCGACGCACCCGUGGUUGAUGUGCCCACCUGGUGCAAGCAAAUGGCUCGUCGGGUUGAGUCGCAAUUUGGCAGGGAUUGGCUCUUUCUCUUUGCGGCGUGGAACCAGUGCUUCCGACAAGCUGUGAAUCAGUGUCGUACGCUGUUCGCAUACACGUCCGCGGGCGAAACCGCCUUCAGCAAUGAUGACCUCACAGAAGGGGCUGUGGCGUUGUGCGCGGCAUUGCGGGGCCAUUAUCGACCAAGUCCUGGCGCGCCGCUUCGGGCCGUUGACGGCGACAUUUCGAAAGUGGGUAUGGUGGAGACUCUGACCCCACUAGCACGUCGUCUGCUUCAGAAUGUUCGGCACGCUUCGUCCCACAUUCCUGGGACGGUGGAGACACGCCGUCUCAUGCGGCACGAGACACACGCGUACCGUAUCGUUUUCGGCGAGCCGAUUUUUGUAACCGUCAGCCCUGCCGAAAGAGACACGUUUCUCACGGUUCGCUUGCAUCGCGUGCGAGAGAACGAUCCGGUUUGCGCGCUGGAUCCGCAUGCACGUGCAUGGGGCGGCCAGAGCAAGCCGGACUUGGGUCGCGAUUUGGACGCGGCGGAUGUGGCGGAGGUGGAUAUUCCAGGAUACGAGGCCCGCCGUCACAUCGCCGCGUGCGAUCCGUUGGCAUGCGUCGAAGCGUUUCAUGUUCAGCUUCGUCUCGUGCUUCGGCACCUGUUCGGGGUGGAGAUUUGCGUCGACUGCCCCAACUGUCAGUGCCGUCAGGUCGCCUUGGCGUCUUCUGCGGCAGGGUUUCGAACGGGCGCCUUCGGGCGAGUGAGUGCGGUGUACGCGUCUCUGGAACACCAGAAGAGCGCGACCCUUCACGCCCACAUGCAAGUGUUUGUUGAGUGUCUUCACCAACAUACACCGCUGGCUGACAUUCUGGCCGGGUGUCGAGUAGAUGACGGGCGAAGUCUCGUGGACAAAUAUUUGUCGUACAAAGCCCACGUCGUGUGCGAGACGUACUCGGAUAUUCUGUUGGCCGCACAGCGACGCGAAGCAGCGUGGCCAGAUUAUAAAGAAGAGAAGCGUCUCGUGUCGUGGCCGGCGUACCAGCGAGACGAGGACGCGACGGACGAAAGCUGGGCAGCGGCGUAUCGUGCAGACGUCCAGGUGGUGCAGGAGCUGAAGCAGCACCAUGUUCAUCCAAAAGACGCACGGGGACGGCGGCAGCUGUUGCGCCAUUGCCGUCGAAAAGGAACCACGGAUGGAACGUGUCGGUCGCGCUUUCCGCGGGAUGCAGAGUUGCUCGACGCGGGUGCUGUGAUCUGUCCCGGGCUAGCACGGCAGAUGGGACUGCAGCUGUCGGGGAAAAGGAUGGCCUUGGGGGCUUUGGCAGGGCCAAGAAAUUGUGCAUGGCUGAACGGCACGCAUCCGGUUCUGGCAGCCGCAACACGCGGGAAUACUGACGUGCAGCUCCCGUGGCGCCUGCCCCCGUGUGACGCCACGCAUUCGAAGGCGUGUCGUGUUUCUGGCUGCCUCAAGGACGUGGACGAAAAAGCCUUGAUUGCGGCCACGCAAGCAGCACAAAAUGCGCAGAGCGGUUACAGUGCAGACUAUGGCAACAAGCGCCCGCUUGUGGCGCUGCAUGAAAUCGCGGAGUGGAUGCGGGGGCAACGGCAACUUGGCAAAGACUUGGCGGGGGCAACCGCGGCGUACCAAGGUGCGCGCCAUGCGAAGCGUUUCAUGUCGGACGCUUACGGUCGCGGCACAGUACGCACAGGUGUAGAAGUGGCAAAUCUAUUGACACGCAGUCGUCCGUACGAGGUCACUGCAGCGGAGACAAUCAAAACGGCACCCACGGAGGCCUUUCCGGGACAAGCCUUUGUGCGUCGGCUUGAGUCUUGCACCGGGGCAACCAGUGACGGGCGCCCGCAACGGCAGCAAAUCGUGCUCGACAAACGAGACAAGCGCAGCAAAGUUUUGACCGUCAAGGAUGUGGACAUUUUUUACGGGUACCGCGGCUGGCAUCCUGCAGUGGCAUACUUGAGCCCAUUUGAGUUUCAUCGGUAUUGGAAAGUGGACUUUGCCAGAUAUGCCAGCGACUUCGCAGCUUGGCUAAAGGGCCAGUACAAACAACGUAUAGAGGUCAAUGGUCAAAAGAUGACGCAGCACGCACGCUUGUCAGCAUCUGGGGCGUUGAAGCAAGAGAAGGGGGAAAAAUUGGUGGCGGGCACAGAUUACACGAUUCUGGAAGAGGGCGGCGCGGAUUGGUUGGCAUUUCCAAAAAUGGCAGAAACGGAAAGCUGGCGUCACGACUGGGUGAUGCUGCGUCGCGCUCGGCCCGCGGUUCCGGUUUUCUCUGCGGCGCCACUGCCGAAGACAAGCGGAGCCGAAGUCGAACGCAGCAGUUUCUUGGCGAUGGCGUACUUUCAUCCCUGGACUUUGGACGAGAACGUGACACAGAACGCUGUGCCGCACGCUCGGGCUUUGGCCGGCGGAGCGCCGUGGUCGCAAGCUUUUCAAAAAUGGCUCGAACGCGGACAGACCUGCAUGGAGCAGCGGCGGUAUCUGCAGAAUUUCCUCAACGUCACGCGGAUCCGCCCGGGCGAUCUCGUGGAAGCAGGGUCGGAGGACGAUUUCGAGACCGAUUGCGAUCCGGACCCCGCGUGGCAGGUGCGGCCCGAAACUUUGUCAGACGCCCUUCGAACACAGGUGUGCGGCGAAGCGUCCAAGACGCGUGGGGCAGCCGGGAAUCGUAGCCACUACGCGAACUCGAGCUCCGCAAUCCAAAGGACCCAAGAAAUUUGGUGCGCGAAGGAGUCCAGCGGCCAACUUCCGCCACGCAUUGCGACUUCCGAGGCCCAGGCGUUGCUCAAGCAACGUCGGCAGCCGCAAAAAGGCAGCUCUGCGAACAAAAAAGCAGACGUGCCGCCCCAGCUUCGAGCAACAACGAUGGAAGCCGAACGCGUGAAAACAUGGUUGCGAAACCAGGCAGGUUCGUGCGCUGCGGAGCAGCACGAUUUUCUGAAGCUCGUCACUUCCCAUGUGCUGACUUCGGACAUGAACGGCGUAACGUCUGGCACGCAACCAAGGCCUCUCCGGUGGCUCCUGCAUGGUCACCCCGGCGUCGGCAAAUCGUUCGUGUUGAACAAAAUGCGGGAGCUCUUCACGGAAGUGUUACACUACACCCAGGGUGCUGAAUUUCAAGUUGCCGCGUUACAAGGGAGCAUGGCUGCCCAGCACAACGGUGUGACGCUGCACAGCAUGCUAGGUUUGGAUCGGCGACGAUCAAGCACAGAUCGCGUUCAGCACGACAAGCGAGCACGAUCCGUUCAGCAUCUGAAGUGGCUCAUCAUCGAUGAGGCAAGUAUGUUGUCCGCGCAUUUUUUAGCCGAAUGUGAAUGUGCACUGCGGCUGCUGCUUGAGCCGUUCGGGGGCAUCAACAUCAUCAUUGCAGGGGAUUUCCAUCAACUCGAUCCCCCCGAUAACGGCCUACCACUAUCCACCCCGCCGUCGGUCCGCGUCGAGGACGGCAAGCUUGCCCGCGCAGCCACGUCCGAGUAUGGGCUGGCGCUCAUCUGGCCCAAGGGAACGAACCUCGGAAUCCAAGGCGUGACGGAACUGGAGACGCCGCAUCGCUGCGCGGAUCCAUGGUGGGUGGAAGUUCUGGAAGAGUGCCGUUUUGGCAGGCUCAGCCCAAACGAUCAUGCGUUUCUGCACGGACCAAACACGACAGUUCCGGGUAGCACCGUUCGAGGCAAGCCUACAUGCGGGAACUCCGCCUGCGCGCAGUUGGCAGGGUCGGAAUGUGUGGCGUCUGAGUGCAGCAAAUGCCAAGAAGAACGCGCCCGCAGGAAACGCGUCGUCGACCAUCCGGCUCAGUGCGAUCAGGGCAAAUUCAUCAACGCGCCCAUGAUCUGUGCCAACAAUGAUGUCCGGUAUGAAGUAAACAAACGCCGAGCAAUGUCGCACGCGGCGCACACCGGACAACGUCUCCUUUGGAUCCAAGCCCGCGACAAACCCAAUGCUCGUGUCGCGGCUGGCUCUGAUGACAUCGGCAAACAGAAGCUCCUGUGGCUGACCUUACAUGACCGCAAGACCGCUGAGCUUCCGGGGAUGCUGCCGCUUGUGCAAAACAUGCCGGUCCGACUCACGGAAAAAAUCGACGAGAAGCGGCAGCUCCUCCGGGGUAGCGUCGGUCGCUUGGUUGGGUGGGCAGCCCACGCAGAUGAUGAAUCGGAUACGUUUCCAGACGCGGGCGUGUUGACAGCACUUCCCCUCGUGCUGCUGGUCCAGUUCCCGCAUGCUUCCUGGAAGCUGCCAGGAACCCAGGCCAGAGGCGUGUAUCCGAUCAAAGCAGUCAGCAAAACGUGGCAUCUUGACGGUUCGAAGCCGCGGCCACAGCUGGCCAUUUCUCGUCGGCAGUUUCCCCUCGUCCCAUGUUACGCCCUGACGGCACAUGCGUCGCAGGGCAUGACAUUGGACGCAGCCAUCGUGGAUCUGCAGGUCGGAAACGAAAUGUCUCCGGUUGCAUCCUACGUGGCGCUCUCCCGCGUCCGCCAUCCGGAGGACCUGCUGAUAUUUCGGCCCUUUGAGGCGUCAACCUUCACGCAAGGAGCGCCGCGUGGGCCGACUACGUUGAUCGCAUGGUUGCAGGGGAAAAUCGACGACAUUCCAGCCAACGAUGCGGUCACCACCUUCAAGUGUGCCGUGUGCGGUCGGCGGCGACGUGAGGAGCCGACGUGCACGGAAAAGGGGCAAAACGUGUGCGCCGCGUGUCAGCGAAGCAGGCGGACAUGCGCUGCAUGUGGAAUCUGGACACGCUGGCAGCAAAACAAGUUGGCACCGCAGGGACACGUUCUUUGUCCAAAAUGCAAGGCAAGCAAAGUCCAGUGUCGCGGCUGCGCGAAGUGGGUAUCGUAUGCACACAUACACACCCAUGGCGGCGGCUCAAAACAAAAACGAUAUUGCGUGGAAUGCGCAGCAUUGCGUCAAACCAACGACGCACAAGCAAGGCGUUGCAUGGGCGCAUUCGCGAAGCGCGUGGCGCGCAAGCGGCGAGGCAGUGCCGAAAACAGGCCGCGCUUUGCGAAGGCAAAACAUGGGGCGCGCAUCAGGUGCAGUAUGUGCGGAAAGCGGAAGACAAUUGGUGCUUUUUCCCAAACGCAGCUGAGAAAAAAGGUCGCCUAG